This is a messenger RNA of Ochotona curzoniae (black-lipped pika), 3253 nucleotides long. RefSeq names its product glycerate kinase (gene GLYCTK). The record is from RefSeq and is a predicted model, not a curated record. The coding region runs from base 1300 to 2871 and encodes 523 amino acids. Lineage: Eukaryota; Metazoa; Chordata; Mammalia; Lagomorpha; Ochotonidae. Gene Ontology annotation, biological process: protein phosphorylation. Gene Ontology annotation, molecular function: glycerate kinase activity. Gene Ontology annotation, cellular component: cytoplasm. The transcript is spliced from 4 exons.
GCAAGGCCUCCAGGAAGCGGUCCCAGGGCCGGGCAACACUGUUCCCGGCGGUGGCGGGCCUCUGUCCGCGUCCCGUGGUACUACACGGCAAUAUUUCCCUCAAAAGGCUAGGCCGUCCCAGCUCCAGGAAGGCGUCACGUCCGGUCUGUCGGCGGGGGCGGGACGGACGGGGCCGGAAGUGCUGCCUCCCCGACUUGUGUCCCCAGGCUGUGAUUUUCGGUGGAAGCCGACAGUUUUGCAGCCUAAACGACCUAAGUCUAGAAGAUGUGCGCUUGGGCUGUGGGAUAAACGAGUGUCUGGAAUUCUCCGUCAUACUGGGCAGCGGCAGGAAGUCUCCCCGUAGUGUCGAGGGAGAGCCUUGGCCUUAAUUUCCUCCUUAUCUCUCUUUUGGCACCCGAGGUCCCCCAGAAAGUGCUGAGGAGCUGGGGACUGGAGCCCAGUUUCCGCGCUUCGUGCACACGCACUGAGGGAGCAGCCCUCAGCUUUUCUGGGAGGCAUUUGGUGAAAGUGCGCUCUUACAGAUGCUUUGGAUGUUUUACUGUCCUUGAACCCGGACCAGCCUCCUGACCUUCACCUCUGCCCAAUGGGGAAAAUGACGUCGUCCAUUUUGGAUGUGCGUGGCCUUGGCCUGCUGCAGCCGCUGGGCACCACUCACAGCUGUGGGUGGUGUGACUAGGGCUUGUUCCCUCAGAGCCGGGCGGGGGGUGUUCUUGGCCAAGAUUGGGUCUGGCCAGCGAUGUGGGUAAAAGGGCAGUCUGUUUGCAGCCUGAGAAACGUGCUCAGGGCCCUGUUGGUCAUUGUCACUGUGAGAUCUGCAUUCCCAGCUCCCCAGCCCAAUCCCACGAGUCAGUGACCUGAAGCAGGCCAAAGGUCAGUGGGCCCAGAGAGCUGGUGGGACAGCCAGCAGCCUUUUGGCAGCAAAAGUGGUUUAAAAAAAAAAAGGCCAGGGAGGAGACAGAGAAGGGGUGGGGUAUGCGCCCAUGGGGAGGGGUUGUUCUGCCAUAAAUGAUUAACUCUCUGCUUGAGAGGAUGACCCAGGUCGGCCCAGCUGAGAGGAACUUUGAACUUGGGGCAGUGUUUAGUGGGGUGCUGUGUGGUCUGCAGAAGAGGCUCUGGCUGAGGGGCAGUAGCUGUGGGCUUCUGGAAGUCUCCUUAGGUUACUGGAUGGCUCCUUCUUACAGCGGGAUCUCCAGGGUCCACGGGAGACCUCCCAUCUGCAGCCUUGCGACAGACUCCUCACUGGUGCUCUCUUCCCUCUAGGCUGCAAUGGGUGUCAGGUGGUGCUGAGAGCAGUGGGGCAUGGCCACGGGCCUGCAGGUCCUGCCCCGCUUGGUUCGAGCCCCCUGGCGUGCACUCUUGUGGGGGCGACUCGUGGCCCGGCGAGCCAGCGGCAUGGCCUUGGCAGGGCAGGCGCAGCACGUUUUUGAGAGUGCAGUGGGCGCGGUGCUGCCUGGCCCCAUGUUGCGUCGGGUUCUAUCCUUGGACCCUGACGGCAGACAGCUAAAGGUGCGGGACCGGAGCUUUCAGCUGCACCAGAACCUCUACCUAGUGGGCUUUGGCAAGGCUGUGCUGGGCAUGGCGGCUGCCGCUGAAGAGCUCCUGGGCCAGCAUAUCGUACAGGGCGUGAUCAGCGUUCCCAAGGGGAUCCGCACUGCCAUGGAGCAGGCAGGCAGACAGGAGAUGUUGCUGAAGCCUCACAGCCGCAUCCAGGUAUUCGAAGGCGCGGAGCACAACCUCCCGGACCGUGACGCACUGCGGGCUGCCCUGGCCAUCCGGCAGCUGGCCGAGGGGCUCACAGCCGACCAUCUGCUGCUGGUGCUCAUCUCAGGUGGGGGCUCGGCCCUGUUGCCAGCCCCCAUCCCACCUGUCACCCUGGAUGAGAAGCAGAUGCUCACCAAACUGCUGGCAGCCCGUGGAGCAACCAUCCAGGAACUAAACACCAUCCGGAAGGCCCUGUCACACCUCAAGGGUGGGGGGCUGGCUCGGGCUGCCUACCCUGCUCAGGUGAUAAGCCUGAUCCUGUCAGACGUGGUGGGUGACCCAAUGGAAGUGAUCGCCAGCGGCCCCACAGUGGCCAGCACUCACAGUGUACAAGAUUGCCUGCACAUCCUCAACCACUAUGGCCUCCGGGCUGCCCUGCCACGCUCUGUGAAGACUGUACUUGCCCAGGCUGACUCUGACCCCCAUGGGCCACAUGCCUGUGGUCACGUCCUCAAUAUGAUCAUUGGCUCCAAUGUGCUCGCGUUGGCAGAGGCGCAGCGGCAGGCUGAGGCCCUAGGCUCCCAGGCCGUGGUGCUGAGUGCAGCCAUACAGGGUGAUGUGAAAAGCAUAGCCCAGUUCUAUGUACUGCUGGCCCGGGUAGCUGGUGCUCGCCUUGUCCCUUCCACAGCUGGGUGUUCAAUGGAGGAGGAUGUGAAACUCCACGAACUGGCGGCUGAACUCCAGCUCUCAGACCUGUAUAUGGAGGAGGCCCUGGAGGCUCUGGCCGGAGCUAAGGGUCCCGUCUGCCUGCUGGCAGGUGGCGAGCCCACAGUGCAGCUACAGGGCUCAGGCAAGGGGGGUCGGAACCAGGAGCUGGCCCUGCGCGUUGGAGCAGAACUGGGAAGAUGGCCUCUGGGGUCCCUGGAUGUGCUGUUUCUGAGUGGUGGCACUGACGGGCAGGAUGGGCCCACUGAGGCUGCUGGGGCCUGGGUCACAGCAGACCUUGCCAGGGAGGCUGCUGCUGAGGGCCUAGACGUGGCCACCUUCCUAGACCACAAUGACUCCCACAGCUUCUUUUGUCGCUUUCGGGGUGGGACGCACCUGCUACACACAGGGAUGACAGGUACCAACGUCAUGGACAUUCAUCUGCUGUUCUUGUGGCCUCACUGAUGGCACAGGUCACAUAUUCAUUAGGAAUCAGGAGGCCUGGACGGCAGUGGCAGGCCAGAGCUGGUCCCCAGGCCUCACUGUACCUCAUAGCCUGUCUGUCAUCUUGGUGCUAGCUGCUUGGCUGGGAUUCAGACCAGCCAUCCAGGGUCUCUGCUCCAUAUCCAUUACCUAACCCUCCCCCCUAUCCAGCCUGGACGAUGGGGGCCCCUAUCCCUACUUCCCUGCCAUGGCCCCAAGAACCCCCAAAGACCAAGACAUACAUUUAGAUCUCUGUCCCUGGGCUCACCCUGGGCAGUCCCCCUGCCAAGCCCCUCUGUUUGUGUUCUUUUUUUUUUUUCUGGUGAAGUGAAACAGGAGAGACUGAAAAUAAAGACUGCACUGC